Molecule: messenger RNA, 462 nt
Organism: Lactuca virosa
Lineage: Eukaryota; Viridiplantae; Streptophyta; Magnoliopsida; Asterales; Asteraceae
Source: the annotation of a GenBank genome assembly
AUGGAUCUCAAUUACAAAGCAACCGAGCUAAGAUUAGGGUUGCCUGGAACCAACGACUUGCCGGAAGUUAAUACGACGACGACAUCUUCCCUCACCAAGAGCACCAAAAGAAGUUCGUCUGAGAUGAGUCAAAAUAAAACCGACGAAUCAAGAUCCUCCCCCUCCGGCAAAGGAACAAGUAGUCGGGUGGCCUCCUGUGAGAUCUUACCGCAAAAAUGUACUACAAGGGAAGAAAGUGUUGCCGGAGAUGGGCUCCGCGAUGGUUUAGAGGAGAUGUUUUUGUGCACAAUAGGGUUGUACAGUGAGAACGAAAGGUACGAUGGAUCAAAACAUGCAGCAACUUAUGAAGACAAAGAUGGAGACUGGAUGCUUGUCGGAGAUGUGCCAUGGGAAAUGUUCGUUUCGUCUUGCAAAAGACUUAGAAUCAUGAAAGGGUAUGAAGCUAGAGGGUUGGAUUUAUAG